Antrostomus carolinensis (chuck-will's-widow) is the source of this 1856-nucleotide messenger RNA. It is a transcript of the gene SUGP1, whose product is annotated as SURP and G-patch domain containing 1. Gene Ontology annotation, biological process: RNA processing. The transcript has 14 exons. The annotation marks the transcript as partial. NCBI's taxonomy places the organism in Eukaryota, Metazoa, Chordata, Aves, Caprimulgiformes, Caprimulgidae. Gene Ontology annotation, molecular function: RNA binding. Gene Ontology annotation, cellular component: nucleoplasm. The record is from RefSeq and is a predicted model, not a curated record.
GCAAAGCGAGCCGGUGGUUUGGGGUCUCCCAGUCGAAAUCGGCCAAGACGAACGUGAAUAUUCUUCACCAAGAGGAGCUGAUAGCGCAGAAAAAGAGAGAAAUCGAGGCCCGACUGGAGCAGCAAGCGAGACAGAAUUACCUGAGCAUUCAGCAGCUGCCUCUGCUGGGAGAAGAUGACGGUACUGACAGUGAAGCCUGUGUUUCCAACAAGUUUGUUAAUGAUGGCAGUUUCCUCCAGCAGUUUCUCAAGCUGCAGAAGGAAAAGUCAAGUACUGAAUCUCCCCCAAGUUCUACUAAUAACUCGGCAAACACUUCUGCACCACAUGUUGGGAAGAAACCUUUGCUGUUUGGGAAGCGCCCGGGUCAGGUCCUCAGCAGCAUGUUGCACCAAGCGAAGAACUACUCCCAUUCCAAACAGACCCCGGUCCUUAACCGCCUCAGUGUGUUUCAAUCACCAGAUGAAGAUGAGGAAGAAGAUUAUGAGCAGUGGUUGGAAAUUAAAGUUUUACCCCCAGAGGAUGCGGAGACCCGACAAGUGGUGGAAAAACUGGCUAGGUUCGUGGCUGAAGGGGGACCAGAAUUAGAGAAGUUCGCUAUGGAAAACUACAAGGAUAACCCAUCUUUUUCGUUUUUGCAUGAUAAGAACAGCAGAGAUUUCCUUUACUACAGAAAGAAAGUGGCAGAGAUAAGAAAAGAGAAUCAAAGUUCUCAGACAUCCUCUUCUCAGAAAGACGACGAAGAGACAAAGAAUUCUGCUGAGAAACUGGCCAGGUUCGUAGCAGACGGGGGUCCCGAGGUGGAAGCUAUUGCCUUGCAGAACAACAGAGAGAACCAUGCUUUCAGGUUUUUAUAUGAACCAAACAGCAAAGGCUACAAGUAUUACCGGCAGAAACUGGAGGAGUUCCGUAAGGCCAAACCCAGCCCGGUGUCUGCCCCCCUGCCUGUAGAAUCCAGUCUGAAAAGGAAGACCAGCCCCGAGGCAUCACCAUCACCUUCGUGCUUAUCAUCUUUGCCUUUGCCAGUUCCUUCACCUUUACCCUCUACUGCUCCAGGCACUACUAAAAAGAAGAGGAAGAGCAGAUGGGGGCCAGAGGAGGACAAGGUUGAAUUGCCCCUCCCACAGCUUGUCCAACAGCUGGAUUCUCCCUCCCCUCUUUCAGUUCAGGACCUCAAGGGUCUUGGUUAUGAAAAAGGGAAACCGGUUGGUUUGGUGGGUGUGACGGAGCUCUCCGAAGCCCAGAAGAAACAGCUGAAGGAGCAGCAGGAGAUGCAACAGAUGUAUGACAUGAUCAUGAAGCACAAGCGAGCCAUGCAGGAGAUGCAGAUGAUGUGGGAAAAGGCAAUUCAGCAGCACCAACACGGCUAUGACAGCGACGAAGAGGUGGACAGUGAGCUGGGAACGUGGGAGCACCAGCUGCGGCGCAUGGAGAUGGACAAGACACGAGAGUGGGCUGAGCAGCUGACCCAGAUGGGCAGAGGGAAACAUUUCAUCGGAGACUUUCUUCCACCUGACGAGCUGGAGAAAUUUAUGGAGACGUUCAAAGCAUUGAAGGAAGGACGGGAGCCAGAUUAUUCUGAAUACAAAGAGUUCAAACUGACUGUGGAAAACAUAGGUUAUCAAAUGCUAAUGAAGAUGGGCUGGAAGGAAGGCGAGGGACUUGGCUCUGAGGGACAGGGGAUUAAAAACCCAGUCAGCAAGGGAACUACUGCUGUGGAUGGAGCUGGUUUUGGCAUCGAUCGUCCCGCUGAGCUGACCAAGGAGGAUGAUGAGUAUGAAGCAUUCCGGAAACGAAUGAUGCUCGCCUACCGCUUCCGACCAAACCCAUUGAACAAUCCACGACGACCUUACUACUGA